AUGAACAUUCCUGGGACACAGGAUAUAGACACAGAAGAUGGUGAGAAGAUGAGUAUCUAUGUCAAUGUAGAAGAAAUAAACAAUUAUGAUGUCUGUAGAGGAACAGAGGACAUCACCAAGACAAAACAAACAUCUCAACAAACAGGAGGUGAGCGUGUGAGGAAGAGAAGUUACAGAUCAGUUGCAGUGUGUUUGGUGCUGCUGUUUGUUCUUCUACUAACUGCAGUCAUAGUGCUGUGUGUCCGCAUCAAUACAAACAAUCAACAGUUUAACAUCAAGACCAAAAACAUCACUGAAGAGAGAGACCAGCUACUAACCAAAUAUACCAACAUCACAGAAGAGAGAGACCAGCUACUAACCAAAUAUACCAACAUCACAGAAGACAGAGACCAGCUACUAACCAAAUAUACCAUUACAGAUGGAUGGAAGGUAUAUCAAUCUAGUUUGUACUUCAUUUCAUCUGAGAAGAAGAACUGGACUGAGAGCAGAAGUUACUGUAUAGAGAGAGGAGCAGAUCUGAUCAUCAUUAACAACAAAGAGGAACAAGAUUUUAUCCGAAACAAUUCUGGUAUGGAACUACUCUGGCUCGGUCUGACUUACAGUAGUGUUGAGGGCAAAUGGAAAUGGGUGGAUGGCAGCACAAUGAACUCUAGGUGA
This is a messenger RNA of Misgurnus anguillicaudatus (oriental weatherfish), 657 nucleotides long. NCBI's taxonomy places the organism in Eukaryota, Metazoa, Chordata, Actinopteri, Cypriniformes, Cobitidae. The record is from RefSeq and is a predicted model, not a curated record.